Molecule: messenger RNA, 1472 nt
Organism: Paramecium octaurelia
Lineage: Eukaryota; Ciliophora; Oligohymenophorea; Peniculida; Parameciidae
Source: the annotation of a GenBank genome assembly
AUGAUUAUAUAAUAAAAUGAAGAACAGGAAAUGUUUCAACAAUAAGAGUCCAAUGACACUGAGUAAAAAUUAAAGAGCUCCUAUGUAUCCAACGAAUAUCUUGAAGCUGGAGGCGGUAGUCCAUAAAACUCAGUCGAUUUGAAGUAAUUCAAGGCUCCUUAAAUCAAUCAAUUACCGAAAGUAAUGGUUAAUGCAAGCAGCUACCAAUCAAUUCCUAUGAGUUCUCAACUCAGAUAUCAAGAUGAUUAGCAAUCCCAAAAAAUGAAAACUGGGCCCAGUGAUCAAUCAAAAAUUACACCUGGCUAUACUAAAUACAUGAUUGAAGAAUCGAAUUAACAAUAUGAUUACGUGAGGGGAAUGUUCACUGAGGAUGAAAUCAAAGAGGCAUUCAAUUUCUUGGACAUGAAUAAAGAUGGAGGUAUAACAUCUGAGGAUCUCUCAUUCUUCUUGGAUUUCAUUGGAGAAAAGGCAACUAUAGAGGAAAUCGAAGAAAUGAUAAGAAUGUGUGACAAAGACGGAAGUGGAGAAGUAAAAUUUGAAGAUUUUAAAAAUCUAGCUGGAGGAUGGUCUUUGCCAAUCUUAGGUUAAGCUCAUCCACCAACAAAAGAAUUAGUGGAAAAGCGUACUUAAAUCAAUCAAACCAUGAUGGAAAAAGAGGUUCAAGAAGUUGCCAGAAAAGGCAAAAUAACACCGCAAAUGGUAGAACAAAUCAGAAAAAAUGAAUUAACAAGUCCAAGAUUUGGCCAAGAUGAAUAAUCCAAACUUAUGUUCUAGUCAAUUAACAACAUAGCAUCCUAAAAGAAAUAACGACAAGUGAUAGGGUAGAAUCUCAAGGUAAUUCGAUCCGAGGAAGGCUAAAUAACUUAAUAAACUAAACAAAAAUCAUCUCUAAGUCAAAGGGAAAUCAUGCUGCAAAGAAAAAAUAACGCUAUGAGGUUUGUCAAAGAGAAGAAGAUCGAUCAAGCCUAUAUCUUGGAUCUCUUUGAAAAAAUUAAUAAACUUGAUAUUAUGGAAUCUUGUACCUAUGAGGAUUUCAUUCAUUAUCUUGACAUUUUAGAUAGUAAUAAUAAAACAAUAUUAAAGAUCACCAAUCAAAAUUGCUAUUUAAUUCAAUGAAUGAAAAUCCCGUAAGAGAAGAAUAUGUAAAAAGUUCGGAUAAUGUCAUUGUUGAUUAAACUGUCAAUCUAAAAAACACUCUUCUUACUUUAUUAGGCUAAACCAAUUGCAGAAAACACGACAAACUUGAAAUAGCUUACUUACUCUAAGAUUCUAAUCAGCAAGGGUAUAUUUUCUUAGAUGAUCUGAUAUCUUUGCUAAUCAAUUUGAAUUGCAUCUCAGAAGUAGCUAUUAUUGAAUAAAAAAUAUUGAAAAUGACAGCCAAAAAAGGAUUGAAGAAUAGAAAGGAUACAAUAAAAAAAGAUAUCUAUAUUAGUAUGGUAAAUGAAUAUGGAUAGGUUUUUGAACCAAUCUGA